Molecule: messenger RNA, 1787 nt
Organism: Cuscuta campestris
Lineage: Eukaryota; Viridiplantae; Streptophyta; Magnoliopsida; Solanales; Convolvulaceae
Source: the annotation of a GenBank genome assembly
AAACCACCAAAUUUUUUUUCCGCCCUUAGCGAUUUUUUUCCGUCGGUCUCCAAACGCCAUCCCGUCAUCUUCAACCUCAGUCUUCGCCUUUGUUUGCCGCGGACGAGAACGGGAGGAGAAUCGCUGGAUCUUCGCCGGAGUCUACAUAAAUCAAUUUGGGUUAAUUUGUCAAUUUAAUUGAGACCCGCACAGAGAGAAGAAAGAAGAAGCAAGAAUUCCAAAAUUCCAGAUCUUCUCCAAAUUUCCGACCCCAAGAGUCCAGCUUCCGGUCUUCUUCUUCAGCAGUCCCGCACAGAGAGAAGAAAGAAGAACUGACUAUUCAAAAUUCCCGAUCUUCUUCAGAAGUUUCAGAUCUUCACAGUCCAGGUUUUCCUUCACAUGAACCAUUACUAAGGGUAAGGGUAAGUCCAAGACCUAGGAAGACAAAGAGAUUGCGGAUGGCGCGCCAAGAUGAAUUCACAGGGACAGCUUCUGUCCUUGGAGUUGAUAAUACUUUUCGGAAAAAAUUAGAUCGAGAGGAGUACUUGCAGCGUGCCCGUGAACGAGAAGAAAAGGAGGCUGAGGGACAAAAGGCAAAGUCAAGAGGUCCUCCGGUGCAGAGAAAACCCUUGAAGCAAAGGGAUUAUGAAGUGGAUCUUGAAUCCCGCUUGGGAAAGACCCAGGUUGUGACACCAAUUGCACCCCUAAGUCAACAGGCUGGAUACUUUUGCUCAGUUUGUGAAUGUGUUGUUAAAGAUUCUGCAAAUUACUUGGACCAUAUCAAUGGCAAAAAGCACCAACGAGCUUUGGGUAUGUCUAUGCGAGUGGAGCGGGCAUCUUUGCAGCAAGUCCAAGAGCGAUUUGAAACGAUGAAGAAGCGUAAAGAUAGUACAAGCAUUACUGUGCAAGAUUUUGAGGAGCGGAUGCUGAAACAACAACAUGAAGAGGAGGAGCGGAAACGGCAACGUCGAGAAAAGAAGAAAGAGAAAAAGAAAGAGAAGGCAACAGAGGAUGAACCUGAAGAAGACUCUGAUAUUGCAGCCAUGAUGGGAUUUGGAGGUUUUCGAACAUCUAAGAAGUAAUCUGGCUCUUAUUAUACCUAUUUUAAUCGGCUUCCCUAUUUUCUGUUGUCUUUUUUAUAGCCGGAUGUUUACUUUUACUCGAUACAGCAUGUGCUCGACACCUUAUUAUUGCAGAAGAAUUCACUACAAUUAGCAACAAAUGUUAGCCGUAUUUCGAGUGCGUUUAUUAUUUCGGAGGUCAUUACCAAAUGUAUAUUCGUGAAUCACCUAAUUAUGUGAGAGGGUUAUUGAUUAAGAGCCAAAAUUCUAUAGGUCAUUAACCACCACCCCCCCCCCCCCCUUCCCACUUCUAUCGAGGGGUUUUCUUUUCUUCAUCUGCACCCAUGGAGAUUUCAAUCUUGCUCUUCAAUUUUUUCAACCUAGGUUUUGGUAUUAGACCGAUAGAGGCAUCUGUCUCCAUCAAUUAAAAAUUUUGUAAUUGAUACCAUCACUGUGGGUACUUCCCUGAAAUCAGGUACAGUAUGAUUUGUGAGUAUAUAGAGUAAUGGCUCGGAACAACUUGGAUCAAAGUAAGCAUGAGCAAUGGGAGGAGAUAAAAUGCAUCAACUCAAAGAGUAAAUUUAGUUGAUGGUUUGAAGAGAAAUAAAGCCUUGUGGACCAAAGAAAAAAAUUGUCUUUAUUCUGUCCCACUUCCAUGUGUUAUAUUACAUUGUACCCCACUUCCAUGAAAUAUGUAUAUACUCCUAUGCACUUUUGUGCAUUUUUCUUCACUUAUUUUUCUAGGAU